CUGUCAGUGUGUUUUUGCCUGGUGAGAUCCUACAUAACAAUGUUCGCAACUCCAGCCUGAACAGAUGCUUCUGAGAAAUACCUAUAACGAAUAUACAUUUGACGCACAGGCUUCUGAAUCGAAAGGUUGGGUGAGGAUCAGUUGUUAAUACCACCACACAGACGGACGCCAAUGACCCUGAGAUCUGCUGACCUGUGAAAUAAACUGGUCAACCACAUCAGCGACACUCUGGGGCGCUGUGAGGAAACAGCUUGGGAGCAUUAGCCACUGUCUCUGGACCUCAAGAUAAUAUAGAAUGCAGUACUUUUACAAUGUUUAAAGUAACAUUUGCAUACAAUGUGAAAGAAAAUAGUUAAGAAAACUUAUGUAGAAAAAGGUUUGCUGUAGUUUUGUCUUUAGACUUUUAACAUGGAGAUGUCUGCAGUCCCUGCAACAAAAUGGAUGUAAAUAGAAUUUCAUAACACAUUUUACGAGAUGGAAACGCCUCAACCGACUUUCUUUUUUCAACAAAUCUGUUGCAGGAGACAAAAAAAAAAUCAAGGAAGUUUGUUUUUGUAUUUUUAGCCUUUAUAUAUUAUACUUUGUCAAGCUGCACAUCCCUGGAGGCCUCUGUCCAGAGAACCUGAUGCAUGGCAUGUGUUGUGUAUUGUCCCGGUAAAUUAAUAGUAAAAUAAAAACGAAAUAAUAGAGACACAGAGGGAAAAUAAGACUCUUGAAGUAGUAAAGCUGAGACAGCACAAUGAAGACUUCCUCUGGUUUUUUUGGUCUCUUUCACAAAGAGCUAAACUUCGUUCAUCCUCUCCAUCUCAGUUUCAGGAGGCAUCCCAGGGCAGCUUAGGAGGGAUUUGUCCAGACACAAUCGGCCCAUGUGAACCGCCUUGUCUCGGAUGCUAUCCUAUUCCUAUGGCUUCCCAUUCUUCUCAUGCGUAGCUCACUAAUCCAGGCGUAACCUAUUGACUGGCACUCUGGCAGACAGGAAGAGACAGUUUGUAUUUAAAUCAGACAUUUCAACCCCCGUGCAUGUUUAUUUGUCCAAGUCACUGAGAGAAAGAAAGUUCUCCAUCAAAUCCACUUUCUGAACUGAGCAGGCUACUUGAGUGAUUUGUUAUGGGGUUCAAGUUUCUCAUUGAUUUUUUGGGAUGAAACCACUAGAGGGGGCCAAACGUUAUGGCUGGGCAACAGUGCUCGUGGGAACCAGAGAAGAAAAGGACUAAUGCAAAUCGCAGCAGGUGAAGGCUGUUUGGAGCUCACCGUGGCAGGGAAGCCAUCUGACCUGGAUAACAAGUUCUCACUUUAUCGGUUUUAAUGCAAAAAUGACAAAACUCGCAAAUCUACAUGAGUCAGCCUGGAGCCAGCAGUCUGCCAGGAGUUAAGGACAGACUCUUUGACCUCCCUCCCCCUCUCUGUGCUCCUGCCCGAACGUGCGGGCCGAUCUUCCCCUCCGGAGGAUCAGCAUGACAAAGCACUGGCCGGAGCAGACCCUCUUUGCACAACCCGCUCUGUCCCACCUGGGAGAACAUCACAGCCAUCAACUUGACUUCCACAGAAAUGCGCAGCAGAGUUUUCCGGCCAGGGGUGUAGCGCGGAACUCCGCAGUCCAACAGUGGCCUCCACACCUGGCUCAGAUGGUUCCCCAGCAGUUGUCGCGCGUGGAGAAACCCACAGCUGGCCACGGACAUCUCACCAGCGCCACGGCGUUCAUGGAUUCAGUCGCACUGGCGGGCUCAUCCUGCCAGAGUCCUCAAGAUGCCCACUUCACGCAGGAAACUAUUAGCGGGGACUCGUGGAACAGCGAACGGGAGAAGUGUAGCAGCAGCGGUGGGAAGAAAAAGAACUACCAGCGGUACCCCAAACCACCGUACUCGUACCUCGCUAUGAUUGCUAUGGUCAUCCAGAGGACCCCAGAGAAGAAACUGACGUUAUCCGAGAUCCUCAAGGAGAUCAGUACUCUCUUCCCAUUCUUCAAAGGAAACUACAAGGGUUGGCGGGAUUCUGUGCGACACAACCUCUCCUCUUAUGACUGUUUUGUGAAGGUGCUGAAGGACCCAACGAAGCCUCAGGGCAAAGGCAACUUCUGGGCAGUGGAGCUGAGCCUCGUUCCUCUGGAGCUCCUCAAGAGGCAGAACACUGCUGUUUCGCGUCAAGAUGAAACUAUCUUUGCCCAGGAUCUCGCCCCUUAUAUCUUGCAGGGACACCAGCCAGAAUCGGAGCCUCCACCUGCCCCCGCCGUCCCCCUGCCCACCAUGUGCUCAAAACCCCCCUCCCCGCCGCAGGAGGACAUGUUCCAACCCAAGCUGGACUCGUCCUUCGCCAUCGACUCUCUGCUGCACAGCCUGCGACCAACCAGUGCCUCCGGGGACGUGGACGCGUCUACCAGGGACUGCUGGGGCAAGGCGGAGCGCACUCGGCCUUCGCCGCCUCUUCGGGCUCGCUACGCCUCCUCUGCCCGCAGUGCCUCGGCCAGCUCGGCCAGCCCGCCCUCCACCUCCUCAUCCGAUGAGGAGUGGAAAGGCACCUCCCUGUCCGGGAAGCGUGUUCCUCUUGAUGGGGAAGCUGGGUCGGACGGAUACGAGGACUACAGAGCGCCGCUGCAAAAGUCAGCCCGACGGGAGAUGGUUGCACAUCCAUGGGAGCUCCCUACCUCCUACGCCAAGUAUGCACCGCCAAAUGCAGUUGCCCCACCCAGCAUGCGGUUCAACGGAGGGCCUCUGAUGCCGCUGCAUGGCGGACUUCCCCUUUAUGGCUACGGUAGCUCUCCUGUAGCACCAAGUCACUUCUUAGGGCAUACCUACUGGCCCAUACUCCCUAGCGGACGAGUUUCGGUCCAAGCACCUCCCCUCAUAAUGGAUCUGGACAACAUGUUGCAAUCUGUGCCUCCGAAUAAGAGUGUGUUUGACUUGUUGGUACCAACCAAUCAUAACUCUCACCAGCAUCAUCAAGCACCCAGUCAGUACACACUACCAAAUGGCCCUCCCUUAAACAGGUAUUCUCAAUUCUGACUGGACUGAAACACUGACUUGUGGCCUCAUGCUGUCACUCAUAUCACACUACGAUGCAAGGGAAACGCAUUUCUGCUGCAGGUCCUGCUGAAUCGAGUUUCACUUCCUCCGGCUCAAUGUUUAAUAUGCAAAAUCAGCGCUGAACUACAGCGUGUAUAAGUGAUGGGUUCAUGUUAUUUUCUUUUUUUGAGGACAAAAUUUUAAACUCUCUUUAUUGGAAAGAAAUGUACCACAAAGGGCAACAUAAGAUCUACCUCAGGCUUUCAGGGAAAUGCAGUGUGCUCCACGGCUGGCUCUUUGCACUGUCAAUCGUGUUUGCACUGUUUUAUAUAUUUGCAUGAAUUUGCUUUCUUACACAAUUUGUAUGUCGUCUUCCACCUGUGAUGGCUGAAUGUAUGGUUGGAUUCAAUCUUGAAGUUUACACAUGAUUGGAUGGUCGUGGAUACAGUUAUUAUGAGCAACAAAGUAUCAAAUGCAAUAUUUUUCUUUUGGUGUAUCCUGCUUUCUAAGAAGAAUAUAGAAUGGUUAGGUGAAUAACAUCAUUUAAUGAUUUUUUUUUCUUUGCUCUGUGCGCACAGACACACUGACAAUGUGUACACACAUGUUUUAUUUGAGUUUUAGUGUGUUUGCUCAGAUGGUUAAAUAUACAGGACACAUACCUCAAUGUUGGUCAAAUUUAGACCGUCUGUAUCGGUCCCAAGCAGAUUAAACAGAUAGUGAUACUGCACGUUAGCCCUGUAAUUGUCGCAUCUUCAUGUUUUUGGUUUUGUAAUGUAAAAAAAACUCAGGACACUGGAGACGAUCAACCACCACAAAUAUCUACCUCAGGUUUUAAACAGUCCAAGAAACGUUUCUUGUGGCUUUUGCACUGUCGGUUGUUUGCACUAUUUUAUGUCGUUGUUAUGGUCAUCCAAAGUAAAAUGCGUAUUAAUAUCUGCAUGUGCCUUUUCAGGUAAAAGUUUUCUACCAUUUUUUUUUUACCAGUGUAUUUACAGGACUGAGCUGGAGUGUAAGCAGCUCAGAAGUUUAAAUAUAAAAAUAAGCUUAUGGAGUCGAGCAGGGUGUGAAAUAAAAGGUUGGUUUUAAAUGGGCUGCUCUGUAUUGCAUUGAAAAAUGAGUCAACUAAAACGGCAGAACUUUGUCUUUUUGUAAUGAGUAUUUGUAAAUCUUGGAUUCCCUUUAUAAAUGUAUCAUUUCUAUGUUACUUGGUUUUAGUAUGUUUGUUCAGAUGGUUUCUAAGUCCUUGUGUGUCUUUAAAGCUUGGUGGUAGAAGAGCUACGCAACCACAACUGGACUAACAGCUGUCUUUAUUUUUCCACGAAUCUAUAGAUUCACAAAACAAGAAUUGUGGAUUCAGUGCAAAAUAGUCCUUCAUUUGUUUUAAUGUAUGUGGCCAAUUUCAAAUGAGAACCUAUCCUUUGACAUGAAGUAGAAUUCGAAAAACUCCUGAAUAGCAUCAAUCCAUAUCUCCUUAAUGUGAAAAGUACUAGUAAAAGAUACAAUACGCCAAUGUACUAAU
Molecule: messenger RNA, 4518 nt
Organism: Gasterosteus aculeatus aculeatus (three-spined stickleback)
Lineage: Eukaryota; Metazoa; Chordata; Actinopteri; Perciformes; Gasterosteidae
Gene: foxh1
Product: forkhead box H1
Biological process (GO): positive regulation of transcription by RNA polymerase II; transforming growth factor beta receptor signaling pathway
Cellular component (GO): activin responsive factor complex
Molecular function (GO): transcription cis-regulatory region binding; DNA-binding transcription activator activity, RNA polymerase II-specific
Source: RefSeq, a predicted model, not a curated record